Molecule: messenger RNA, 3045 nt
Organism: Triticum urartu
Lineage: Eukaryota; Viridiplantae; Streptophyta; Magnoliopsida; Poales; Poaceae
Source: RefSeq, a predicted model, not a curated record
GCCCAGCCGUACCUCCACUGCACCUUCCAACCCACCCACGGCAGCUUCCAUGGCGAGGGACGAACCCUCCGCCGCCGCCGUGGACGUCGCCGACGGCGACUCACCCUCCUCCAGCCCAACCCUCACGCGCCUACGGGAAGCACUCGCCGUCCUCUCCGAGGCGUUCGAGUCCGGCGACACCGCCUCCUCCGACGCAGCCGCCGCCGCCGUCGCCGAGAUCCUCAGCCCGUCCGAUGCCGACGCGUCCGCCGCGCUCUCCGAGCAGAUGCUCCGCGAGGUCCACGCGUUCCUCUCGCGCCCGUCCUCGAAUCAGAUGGCCAUUGACGCGCUGUCUCUAGAGCUUCCCAAGCCAGUGGCGAAGCUGGGUGCUCGGAUGGGGAAUUGCCGGGACAUUGCCAGAGCAAUCAUUGAGUUCUUUGCAUCGAAUUGCAGCCCAAGGGACAUGCUCUGCAUCCUCUGCGAGGCAUUAGAUACACCAGUGGCAUUUAAUGGAUCAGCAUACCUUGUUAUUCUACUAGAUGGGCUUGCCAGCACGCUUACUUUGAUUCAGAGGAGACAUAUUGAGCAAGUAAAGGUCGUACUUCCUGCCAUCCUUCGAGUUAUGCAUGCUAAUUUAUCAGAAUAUGAUGGGGAACAUAGAAUGAGUACUGUUGAUCUGUUCAGUGCAGCCCUCCGUAUUGGCAAUGCUAUACAAGAAAUGUGCAAAACAAUGGUAAACCACAGGAAGGAAGAGUUAUGUUCUAUACUUGGUCUAUACGCCCUUCAAAACAUAGCUCUUUUGCAGGCUCUUGUAUCAUCAGAAAGCAAACAUCAGAAUAUUCUAUCUACUUGUGGUUCAGUUGUUCUUCAAUAUUCUAAAUUUCUUAUGUUUUGCGGCUUCACCUAUUUGGGUCUUUUAACUGGUAAUGAUGUGACCUCAGCCACCACUAAGCUUUCUAAAGAAGAGGACGACAAUUUUCUGGACUGCUUUUCUUCUGCUAUGGACGGUGCAAGUCUUGUAGUUGUGUGGACAUCUAUGCAUGAUGACAUGUCAAAAUAUGCUGGAGCAGAGUUUGAAUCAGCUCUGAAAGAAGUUCAAGACAAUUGUAUUAGGAAAUGGGAAGCAAUUAACAUGUUUAGAUACGUCUUGUCUUCAGUUAAUUACUCAUGGGCAAUCAAAUCUCACAGUCUGGACUUAUUGUUGACUCUAGUUGAUGAUAAGUGUAGUGAGGAAACCAACGAUCAUGUAGAUUUCCCAUAUUCCACUCAAAUUUUUGCCACACUCAAGGCCAUUGAAAGAGUCAUGAUAGCUGCCCCAGAUACGUUGAUGCGGAAGAAAGCCUUUUCUGCCCUGAAAAGGGUUAUUUCAGCGGUGCCAUCCACUCAGAGAUUUGAUAUCUUACAGGCCCUCAUCGAGAAUAGUAUGUUCCCCUCCUUGACUGCAAUUCUUUUAGAUCUGGUGAAGAAUGAAGUUUCGAGAGAGAGCCGUCGAGCUGAUCAGGUUAAUGGAUCUGAUCGAUCACAAGAUGCUGGGGGAUCACCACCUUGGGCUUCUCAGGUGCUUGAGUUAGUGGAGCUGAUCUUGAGGCCUCCAGAAGGUGGUCCUCCUUGUCUUCGUGAUCACAGUGAAGAGGAUAGGGUGCCACUCAGACUGGUAAGCUAACCCACUGAGAGUCGCAAUCCAAAAUGUUUGCAAGGGAAAUUCCCAAUCUGGCAGGGUAAGGCUGAAGCAACCAGAAGUUGUUCUUGCUCCUCUCAUCUGAUAAGGAUCAUUGAUGAUUUGACAUAAUUGAUACAGAGACCAGAGGCCAUACCGAAAAUUGGCAAAGCUUCUCUGACGAAGGCAAAGUCAAGAGAAGUUGGCCUGAUGAGGACCACAUCAUCAGCGUAAAUCAAGAGCCUCUGAAGCGGAGAACAGCCCGGCAUAUAACUAAUGAUGCCUGCUGAUUCUUCCUUGAUAACCAUGGCUGUCAACGCCUCCAUCCAAUGACGAGGAGGGGGUGAUUGGGUCACCUUGAUGCAAACCACAAGCAUGCACUACCUUGGCCCCACACUUACAUCCACGACGAUACGGGUGCUGGCAGAAGAGAGGGGAAUGGCGAUCUAAGUUCUCCAGCUAUCCCUAAAUCCUUUGGGACGUAGGAUCUCAGACAAGAAAUACUAGGAGGGGCGUGGGAAAUAUUGAGCUUAAGAAGCACCUUUAGCCUUUCGUUUAUGAAGUUUGUGCGCAACUUACCGGACCAGGAUCAAGUUAUCAUGCAGAUCGUGACCCUUAAUUAACGGCUUAACGCUGAUUGCUUUGCACUAACAAGCUCACUGUGGGGCUGAAGCCGCACCACCAACAACUUAGAGAAGCUAUGUACUAAGCUAAUCGUGUGGUAAUCUCCUACCUCAUGGCGUCAGAGCUCUUGGAGACCAGGGAGAUGAGAGCUUGAUUAAGUUCUCCUCACAUUGGCUACUAUGUGUAGAAGUUUGGUGUUAGCAUCUCCUUCCUGUAGCCACUGCAAUCUAGAACACCGUCAGGCAAUCGUGCGUUCCAGCGAAGACAAGCCGAGAAUGGAAGCUUCAAGGAUCUUCUCAAUCAUAUUUCCGCCGGGAACUGAAGCCUUGAGUGCUGAGCAGCAUCUAAACCCAGAAUCACUGCGUCGGCAAUCACUUGCCGCGUUUCUAAAAAGAGCGAUCCAGAACGCUUGUAGGGGUCAGCGAUUGCUGGACUGCACCUCCACGCCUCCUUGAUAGCCUCCUUAAAUCCUUCCAGCUUGGCCCAGAACAUUUCACAUCACGCUUGGUGGAAAAGUCUGCAUUUAAAGGGAGAUGAAAAGGAAAAUGAUCGGAGAUAGCAGUUGAUAGCACCUACAGUAGGCAGUAAGGAUAAAACAGUUCCCAGUCCACUGUCCUUUUUUUUAGGGGUGCCCAGUCCACUGUCUAUGAUGAUAUUUUGAGCAUUGACGUCAUUUCUCCAAGCAUGCGUUUUCUAAGUGCUGGUAAACUGCUUUUAUUUUCCUGUUCUUGUCCUGCUAAUUUCACUUAGCUAGUAUUCUAUACUUUAUGCCUAUAAAACAAUCU